AUGCUACCUUCUCAUCAGCUCCUAGAGUUUGCUACAGUAGCCUCCAACCCAUCGAUGGCUUCCUCCUCAUCCUCAGGUCCACUCAAGCCUGUUGCUGACCUUCCAUCAUCCUGCAGCCCUGCAUCUCAUCAUCCUCUUCAGUUUAUAACUAAUGUUGGUUUGGCUGCCUCUCAUGCUGAAAGCAAGGUUUCACCUUGCCGACAGGCUGAUGGUUCUCCAAGUGCUGAAGUAAUGGGGCCAGAGGUUAGCCUUCCAGAGGAUAUCAUUUGGAAGAUACAUGCCCUUAUGCCUAUUCAAGAUGCCGCUCGUGCUGCCUGCUUGUCUCAUGAUUUUCUUCACUCUUGGAGAUGCUAUCCCAAGCUCAUAUUUGAUAUGAGAGCACUAGGCAAACAAACAAGGGAUUUUAUCAACAUAGUUGACCACAUCAUGCGGAAUCACUCUGGCGUUGGGGUGAAGACAUUUAAAUUGCAAACUCGCGAUGAGUUCACUGUGCAUCCAAGUUAUCUUGAUCGCUGGCUGCAAGUUGCAAUUACACCUGGGAUCAAAGAAUUUACGCUAGGGCUCCCCAUAAAUAGCAAGCUGAAAUAUAACUUUCCUGGUUCACUUCUAUCUCCUGAGGCAGCACACUCAAUCCAGUAUUUUCACAUCACUAGCUGUGCUUUUCAUUCUGUAGGCAAAGUUGGUCGCUUGAGUGGUUUGAAGACUCUUUGUCUGCAUGAUGUUGGUAUUACUGGGGAGGAGUUAUAUCUACUUCUGUCCAAUUCCUUCUUGUUAGAGCAUUUGGAUCUCGAGUCCUGCUACGAUAUACAUUGCUUAAAGAUACCACAUUUUUGGUCGAAGCUUAACAUCCUGGAAGUGCAAUGUUGCAAAAUGUUACAGAUGAUUGAAUGCAGUGCUCCAAACCUCUCCACCUUCAAUUAUGAUGGUCCCCUGAUACAUAUCUCGCUUGGAGGUUCAUUGCAAGUGAAGAAAAUGCAAAUGACAUGUGCUAUUGUGCCUAUCCUGCUCCAUUAUGCUAGUGCCAAGCUUUUAUCCAUUGCGCCAAAUGUCCAAACUCUUUUUUUACACUCACUUUAUGAGACAGUCAAUACACCUGUGGUGCUGGGUAAAUUUCUGCACCUCAAGUAUUUGGAGAUAAAACUUUUCAUGCCAAGUCGUUCUCCAGGUUACGACUUCUGUUCUUUGGUUUCUUUUCUUGAUGCUUCUCCCACCUUGAAGACUUUCGUCUUGCGUGUGGAGGCUCCUACCAUGGAAGGUGGUUUGAUUCCUGGAGUCAAUAUUGGCGAGGACUCCUCACUGGCAAGUUGUCUUCCGAAACACCGACAUCGCAAGCUUAAGAGUGUGAUCAUCACUGGCUUUUGCCCCUGGAAGACAAUGAUUGAGCUAACGAGAUGUAUUCUUGAUUAUGCAACGUCACUGAAGCACCUUACCCUGGACACUACUAGUGGAUAUCAUAGGAGGAGGUGGGGCAACUGUUUCCCUUUGGGUAGGGAUACAAUUAUGGAAGCCCGGAAGGCUAUUGCGGCUAUCAAGACAUACAUAGAGGGGAAAGUACCUCCAAAGAUCAAGUUUAAGGUUCUUGAGCCCUGCAACUGCAAUAAGUGUCAAGAAUGUUGA
Molecule: messenger RNA, 1617 nt
Organism: Triticum turgidum subsp. durum (durum wheat)
Lineage: Eukaryota; Viridiplantae; Streptophyta; Magnoliopsida; Poales; Poaceae
Source: the annotation of a GenBank genome assembly